Molecule: messenger RNA, 1599 nt
Organism: Paramecium pentaurelia
Lineage: Eukaryota; Ciliophora; Oligohymenophorea; Peniculida; Parameciidae
Source: the annotation of a GenBank genome assembly
AUGCAAUAAACCAAUAUGUUAUCGAAAAUUUUCUUAUGUGUUAAUAAGGAUGGGUAAGCAGAGUUUAUAAAUUAUGAUUCAAUGUUAUAGGGUGAAACCAUAUAAUUAUUAUGCAAAGGAUGCUAUGAAAAAAAAAGUUUAGAAAAUUCGAAAGCCCUUCCCUAAGGAAAAGCAUUUGACGAAGCUUAAUAAUAAUUUAAUCUCGUUUGGAAUAGGAUUGAAACAAAAAUAAACAAGAUUUCUGAAUUAGUGUAAUAGGCUUAAGUUUUUAGAUCAUAAUUUCUAUCAUUUUUUGAUCAAUUCUUUUCAUAUCUCGACUAAUGGUAAAGAUCUUUAACAAAUUUAAAUGAAAAGUCUAAAAAAAUUUAUGAACUAAACUAUUUCAAUACAAAAUUAAUAUAAUAGCAAGAAAAAUUAUUUAAUUCAUCAAACUAGAUAUAUAUCACAAAGCUUUGCAAUCGUUUCAGAGAUUUUAAUUUGAAUUGUUAGAGGGAAUAGUAAAAAUUUUCAAUACUUCUUACCUAAUUAAUAAAAGAGACAUAAAAUAUAGUCCCAAAUUAAAUAUAAAAUGUAGUUCCAGAUUAAACAUAAAAUGUAGUCCCAGAUUAAAAGAUUGAAUUGAAAAUUGAUUCAAUAGUGCCCUAACAGGAAUGUUGCUUAAACAUUGCUUUUAAUUCUUCAAAUUCAAUAAUGAUAUCAACUCAAGUCUUCAAUAUUUUAACUUGGACAUUCAAUAUGGGAAAAAUUAAAACAUAAUAAUCUUUGAUUAAGCACAAGGAUUGGGUUAAUUGUAUAGUUUAUAGCAAGGAAAAGGAGGUAUUCUUUUCAGGAUCAGAUGAUAAAACAAUAAUUAUUUGGCAAUUAUAAGAAAAUGGUUGGAGAAGUUCAAAACCUUUUGAAAAACAUUAAGUUAAUUGUCUAUUAUUAAAUUAAAAGGAGGAUUAAUUAUUUUCUUGUGGGAAUAAUCAUUAAAUUAUAGUAUGGAAGAUAAACUUAGAAAUGAAUGAAUUAAUUUAUUAAUAUGAAUUGAAUAAACACAAAAGUUCUGUAUUCUCAAUGUCAUUAAAUUAAUCAGAAUCUACAUUAGUGUCUUGUGGGGAUGAAAAGCAUGAAAUAAUAGUUUGGGAAAAAGGAAAGGAUAAUAAAAUGAAGUUUAAAUAUUUUGUUAAGUAAUAGCAAUCAUAAAAUUAUUUUGGUAAAAAGUUGUUCUUUCUAUCAGAAAAAAUUUUUAUUUGGGUUACUGCAACUAAAGAAGUAGAUAAAAUAUUUGUUUUUGAGAUUAAAAAUGAAGUUUUUCAAGAAAAUUAAUAAAAAACUAUUGAAUUAAUUUAAGAAAAAGAAUAAGAUGAUAUGUUUCUAUUUCCAAUUAUUAGAGAGAAGAAUUCUAAUAUGAUUAUUAUUAGACACAAAACUCAUAUAUAUUUCCUCAAAGAUUUAGGUUCAGGAAAGCUAAAAAUUGCUUAAUAAAUUAAUUGUGAAACAACACAUAUUUAUGGAACGAUAACUAAUAAUUUGUCACAUUUAUUAUAUUGGGAUAACAAAACAGGAGGGUAUAAAAUUUAUUAAAUAAAACAAACUGAACAAUUUCUUAAUUUAUGA